UAAAUUGCUUCCUGCAUUUUUCUGGUCCACGAGUGUUGCAAACAGAUUUCGCGUCAAUUCAAAUACACCGAAUAUCAGACGUCUUCCGCUAGCAGCCAUCGAAAGGGGUUUAUAAGUGUACGCUAAAAUGCUUCCGGUAUUGGUGUUACUCUCAUUUGCAACAACCCAAGGACUUUUUGUCUCGGCGCAAAAUACAGCAUCUGAUGCAGAUGUUCAAACACACAAGAUCCGCGUGCCUCGUUCUCCCGGUGCGUCCUUUACUAACAAUCAGAGUAUUCCAGACAAUAGCACAACAGCCGACUCAUUAGACGACAACAUGAACAUCGGAGGAGGCUGCAAACGAUGUGGUGUUAGAGCGCCUCCGAUAAAGGGAUCUUUAGAAUACAAACUGCGGAUCGAGAUGAUUAAACGACAGAUACUUUACAAACUACAUAUGGACGAAGAACCCAGAAUCCAGCGACCAAAACGAGCGAUUCCGUUGCCAUUGGUCGACGCAAAAUUCCUGGAAACACCACUUGUGAGAGAAGAUGUAGACGCUCAAGAAGCCAAAUCAGCGCAAGUUAUUGUACUUGGAACAAAGGCUAUUUCGUCACACAGCAGAAAAAAUACCAGAAUGUCCAGGAAAAUGCAUUUUAACUUUCACUUUUCCAACAAGAUUUACAAGAACGACAUUCUGAAAGCUACUCUUUGGGUUUAUCGAUCGACAGUAGUAUUCAGAGGACAGACGCUCAGGGUAGCGGACUACGAUUCCAAUAUUUCCAAAGGCAGAAAGUCAAAGGCCCGAAACGCAAUCCAAAAACAACUUGAGUCUAAAGAUCAAGGCUGGGUCUCCGUUGACGUCAAAACUAUCGUAGAUUCAUGGAUAACGAGGACAUUCAAGAACAAAUCACUAAAUCGUACUAAUAUCAUCCAUACGUUAGAAUUAUCUUGCGCUGGAUGUUUAUCAUCUAAUGAGCCCUUUGCUUGCCGAGGUCAGCAACGCCCCUUUAUGGUACUCGAUUUGGCAACCGCUAAAAAGAGUUCCAGGAAGAAAAGAGCCAUUAACUGCAGGCCAGGAAUGAAAGAUUGCUGUCGCCAGCAGUUCUAUGUGUCUUUUAAAGACAUGGGAUGGCACAACUGGAUUAUGGCACCAUUAGGAUUCAAUGCAAACUACUGCACUGGAUCGUGCUAUGGCCAUGUUCUUCCAGUCUACCACCAUACAGAUAUCUUACAAAAAGUGGCCAUGCUUAAUCAACAGCGUGAGAUCGCUCCCUGCUGCUCCCCUACCAAGUUAUUUGGCUUAUCUCUGAUUUAUUUUGACAAAGACGAGAAUCUUUUUCACGAGAAUGUGCCUAACAUGAUAGUAGAUGAGUGUGGUUGUUCAUAGUGUCUUAGGGCCUCUUCCACAUCAAUCAACCAGUGUGCGCAUGCAGCAUUCAAGAGAAAGAACCAGAAAAUGGACUUUGUACUUGUGGCGUAGGAGAUAAUGAAAGUGUCCUCUCAUCGACUCAUUUUAUAGAUCACAUUAGUACGAUAGUAUUUGGCCAGGAAUUUGCAAUGAAUGUAUAGAACGUGUACAAGCCAUGAACACUGGACGUGAUUGCUCUUGGCAUUCAAUUUUUAAAUGUAUUGUGUCAGCUUUCUAGUAAAGAAAACGCGCAAAAAAAGCAUUUCCAAAAUCUGCCAAUAUACGUUGAACACUAAAUUUCAUAGUAACGGUUGUAGGUAUAUCUCGUGAAAUUAAUAACUUUUUAGAAUAUAAUAUCAGAAUGAAAUGGGAGAGUCGAGUGUCGCCCAACCUGAGGAUUCUAUCAAGGUUUAUACUUUCUCAUUACGCUCGUACGGAAAGAAUCAAUAAGAACAAGCUUAAGAUUUUUUUUUUUUUUUUUGAGAACGAUUUUGUCGUAAUACCGUCGUUUCAAUGGAUUUUUUAAAUAUCCCAUGCAGGGAAAAAAUGCUAUUAUCUAGUUAUUUUGAGAAAAUUCUAUGACCUUUGGCAAAAGCUAGAGGUCGUUUUUGUGCAGUUUUCUUCUCACAGCGUUUGUUGAAAUACGUGAGAAGUCCAAGAGGGACAUUGUAGCGAAAUCCAAAUCUCUAGCUUGUAGUGUUUUGCUGCGUUAGGUGCCUACAUCUCUGAAACUCUCAUAAACUGGCUCACUUUAUUUGUAUGUAACGAUCGAAUCGUUUAAACAAUUCAUACUAUAAGUUGGUAGCUCUAAGGAGUUAGAUGUACGUAAAUUUUCUUCAGUGAAAUCUCAGUCAGUCUUUCUUUCAAAGAAUGUGUCUAGAUAAUUAUAGAUAACAAAGUUGUUUGUGGAAUUUAUAAUCCAUCACAUUAAUGGGGGUAAUCUUAACGUAUUGAGGCUUUUUGUCCUUAUUCUCAGCAUGAGAAUUCACCACGUUCGACAAGACAAUACCAUGCAAUGAAAGAUGACUAAAAUAUGGCUUGGUGAGGGGGAUUCGACACGACUUAAGGUUUUCAAGUAAGCAUAUGAUACACAUAGAGGUCCAUGUUUGAUCCUAUCCUAACCUUUUUCUUAUAUUUAGCGAUAAUGUGAGAAAUCCGGCAUCGCUUGAUUUAAUCGAUUAAUUGUAAAGUUAUUUAGACAAGGGUCACGCCCCCUUGACCAUAGAAUUCCAUUCAUAUCAUUGAUCUUCGAACUCUCUGAAAUCAGUAAACAUUGUAUCCUACUCAAGUUACUGAUUACCAGGCCAUGAACCAUAGACAAGAUGAUUUCUUUCAAUAGUGUCGCGGCUAGCACGAAUGCUGGAAAAGAACAAAAAAGCUUCAAACACGAUAGGGGUAAAAAAUAGGCUCCUUUUACGAAACUUAGGAAAUAAUUUAGGUAGAAACAAGAUUUACAAAUAUAUCAUUGAGUUGUACUUUUUAGCUACAAAGGACAAGACGUCAAAACCAAAUGUUUGAAGUGUUACUUAGAUGAUCUGAUAAUAGUUAUCGGUGAUGGAAAUAAAAUAUGAACUCUCUCUUUUUG
This is a messenger RNA of Actinia tenebrosa (Australian red waratah sea anemone), 2972 nucleotides long. Its product is annotated as protein dawdle. Gene Ontology annotation, cellular component: extracellular region. The record is from RefSeq and is a predicted model, not a curated record. Gene Ontology annotation, molecular function: growth factor activity; cytokine activity. Lineage: Eukaryota; Metazoa; Cnidaria; Anthozoa; Actiniaria; Actiniidae.